Messenger RNA from Peniophora sp. CBMAI 1063, 1173 nucleotides. The record is from the annotation of a GenBank genome assembly. NCBI's taxonomy places the organism in Eukaryota, Fungi, Basidiomycota, Agaricomycetes, Russulales, Peniophoraceae.
AUGCAUAUCUUCGAGAGCUGGGUACCGAUCUUGACGCGCCACAUCCCCUCACUGCGUGAACUCGACAUCGAUCUAUCUCGCACUCAGGACGUCAUGUUGAUGGAGAGCCACUUGUUCGGUGGCCAGCCUCUGCGACAACUAGCUCGCCUCUCGCUGAAGAACUGCAUCGUUCCACCAAAGUCCAACCUGCUCUCCACCUCUCUCACACACCUUAGCCUCGCUAUGGGAGACUACGCCGAUUAUGAGCCUGAGUGGAUGUCGACGGCGAAAUUCAGGUCCCAUCUCAAGUCCGUACCCAACCUCGAAGAACUGCGUCUGAGCGACGUACUGCCUUACCACGACAGAGAAACAGUAGAGCCGACGUUCUCAUUCCCGCCGACGUUCAAGAAGCUCCACGUUCACUGCUCCAACGAGCUUGUCUCCGAGCGCUGUUACAGCCAGUUCUGGACCCAUUUUCGGAUCCCGAACACGGCCGUCGUCGUCUCUCUCGUCUACGAUCACUCUUCAGGCUUCAGGGCGUCCCAGGCCCUCAAGCCUUUGGUAGAACUGGAUCCCCUCGACCCUCCCCCGAUGGAGAUGUGGAUAUCCCAAACGAGCAUGAGGAUAUGCUUCGGCGAACGGCCCCGAGACGAGUGGACCAGAUGCUUGGUCAUCCCGUCACCCGCGGACAUGCGCGCUUCAGACACAUGGGAGGGCACGGGCGGAAGUAGAGCCCUUUACACGGACGGGUUGACAGCGACAGACUAUGUGUCCCACAAAGCCUUCGACGUCGUGCGGGCCAUCAACUUCUCGCUCGACGCUGCCGAAGCGUACGAUACCCCUACGGAGCCCGCGGGCCUUUGGAUCUCAAAGUUUGAUACGAACGCCCUCGUCAAGCGUAUCUCGGCGCCAUAUACCGCAUGCGGGAAGCUUUUCAACGCGCUAGCGCAGCGCGACACCAUCACCGGCGCUCUACGGCUGUUUCCGCAGCUCGAGGUCAUCGUCUUCUCUGACCAGACAACCGUAUCUGGCGCAACUCUCCACACCGCGUUGGACAUGGCGCUCCUCGAUAUGCUUGAGGUGCGGCGCGAGGUGGGCAAAGCGAUUCGGGAGCUGUUGGUCGCGCGGAAGAUGGCGGAUUGGAGUGUGUGGGAGAACGUGGGAGAGGGGACGUAUGUGACCUUUUUUGACUGA